Messenger RNA from Mytilus californianus (California mussel), 1004 nucleotides. RefSeq lists its product as uncharacterized. Gene Ontology annotation, molecular function: GTPase activity; GTP binding. Gene Ontology annotation, biological process: intracellular protein transport; vesicle-mediated transport. The transcript is spliced from 4 exons. The record is from RefSeq and is a predicted model, not a curated record. Lineage: Eukaryota; Metazoa; Mollusca; Bivalvia; Mytilida; Mytilidae. The coding region runs from base 100 to 675 and encodes 191 amino acids. Gene Ontology annotation, cellular component: plasma membrane; cytoplasm.
CAUUUGAAUAAGUAUAAAAAGCAUUUGUCAAAAUGAUCUACGUACACAAUUUCUUUAAAUUAAAACUACUAAAAAACAUUGAAACAGUUAAAAGAAAUCAUGGGGAUACUAUGGACAAAAUUAAGCGAGGCAUUUUCAUACUUCACAGAAACUGGACAUUGUAAAAUUUUACUGUUGGGUUUAGAUAAUGCAGGAAAAACUACAAUUCUGUACAAACUAAAGCUUAACGAAGCUGUUAGUACCAUACCUACCUUAGGAUUCAAUGUAGAAACGGUAACGCCGUGCAAAGGAUUGGAGUUUACAGUGUGGGACGUUGGAGGACAGGAAAAACUCCGAUCUCUAUGGAAUUACUAUUUCCAAGACACAUGUGGUUUGAUAUACGUAGUUGAUAGUAACGACAGAGAACGGUACGAAAUGGCUAGAGAAGAAUUAUUCCGUGUCAUUGAAACAGAUGAGAUGAGGGAAGUGCCAGUCGUUGUCCUUGCCAACAAACAGGAUCUACCAAAUUCACCAAAACCAGAUGUUUUGGCAGAAGCACUAUCUCUCCAGAAAUUGAGAGACAGAAAAUGGUUUAUUCAGGGAACUUGUGCAAGCAGUGGUGAAGGUUUAUAUGAAGGUUUAAAUGAAAUGGCAAAAGUUGUAAAAGACUUCAAAAAGACAAGACAGAGUUGGUAGAAGGAAAACACUGAGAAAGAUACUAGUUAAUAUAAAUCCUUAUGCAAGUAACAGAUUUCUUGCAUCAAGAAGUGUAAAGUAUCUAAACAAUGAUGCGGAUUCUUUUCAUUUUAUUUGCGGAAUGCAAACUGUACUGGAUCAUACAUCGAAUGGCCACCGUCUUCCAGGGAAGGAGUAGGAAAACAGACAUUGUCAGUUCUUUAUAUCAUAUUUUAAUUGACAUAUAAGAAGGAUGUUUUAAAUCCUUAUAUUACUUCAGCUCUACAUGUAAACAAUCAGUAAUCAGGAAUAUCCUUGAGACAUUUACCACCAAUAAAUUUGUCAAAAAG